CUCCCUUCGUCUUCUUCCUCUGAGUCUCUGACUAAAAGAACCAAAAAAAAAAACAGAGGAAAGAAAAUGAAAAGCGGAGGGAACACAAACACUAAGCUCAUACUUGUUCAUCCAUACAUUCAAAAACAAACAAGCUCAAAUCGUCUAUGCCUUCUCGCUUUUGUCUCCAUCUUCACCAUCGCUUCUCUCCUUACUCUACUCUACACCACCGACUCCAUUAUCCCUUCCAAAAACGUCUCCUCCGUCAUCUCCUCCGCUCGGAGCUCUCAACUGCCAACGACCGCCAUCAACGCUCUGCUCCACUACGCAUCGAGAUCGAACGACAGCUACCACAUGUCACACGGAGAGAUGAAAUCGAUCUCCGACGUCCUCCGCCGCUGCCCCCCGCCAUGCAACCUCCUCGUCUUCGGCCUAACCCACGAAACCCUCCUCUGGAAAUCGCUGAACCACAACGGCCGAACCGUGUACAUCGAAGAGAACCGUUACUACGCCGCUUACUUCGAAGAAAUCCACCCGGAGAUCGAAGUCUUCGACGUUCAGUACACGACCAAAGCUCGCGAGGCGCGCGAGCUCGUCUCGGCGGUUAAAGAGGCGGCUAGGAACGAGUGUCGUCCCGUGCAGAAUCUUCUCUUCUCCGACUGCAAACUCGGUCUCAACGAUUUGCCUAACCACGUCUACGAUGUCGAUUGGGAUGUGAUCUUGGUCGAUGGGCCACGUGGCGACGGUGGAGAUGUGCCGGGAAGGAUGUCGUCCAUUUUCACGGCGGCGGUUCUUGCUCGGAGUAAAAAAAUUGGCGGGAAUGCGAGGACGCAUGUGUUUGUUCAUGAUUAUUACAGAGAUGUGGAGAGACUUUGCGGCGAUGAGUUUCUUUGCCGGGAGAAUCUUGUGGAAUCUAAUGAUAUGCUUGCGCACUAUGUGUUGGAGAGGAUGGAUAAAAACAGCACGCAGUUCUGUUGCGAUCGUAAGAAACGCUCUGUUUCUCCAUCGCCUUGAGUAAAACUGUGGGCUAAUUCUCGUAGAGAGACAUGCAACAGACAGUGGUGAUUGACACGUCACACGUCAAUCACGGAGGACUUUGUGUAAAAUAAAAACCUUUUUCUCCUUUAAAUCUUUUCUCCUACUGUAAUUUUCAAAAUCUUUGACAUGUGAAAUUUCACCCUUAAAAACAUAUGUACUUGGAGUUGGAGGUUCACUUA
Messenger RNA from Brassica oleracea var. oleracea, 1196 nucleotides. RefSeq names its product protein IRX15-LIKE-like. The record is from RefSeq and is a predicted model, not a curated record. Gene Ontology annotation, biological process: xylan biosynthetic process. The transcript has a single exon. The coding region runs from base 67 to 993 and encodes 308 amino acids. NCBI's taxonomy places the organism in Eukaryota, Viridiplantae, Streptophyta, Magnoliopsida, Brassicales, Brassicaceae.